Messenger RNA from Malus domestica (apple), 3440 nucleotides. RefSeq names its product clathrin interactor EPSIN 2. NCBI's taxonomy places the organism in Eukaryota, Viridiplantae, Streptophyta, Magnoliopsida, Rosales, Rosaceae. Gene Ontology annotation, cellular component: plasma membrane; endosome; clathrin vesicle coat. Gene Ontology annotation, biological process: endocytosis. Gene Ontology annotation, molecular function: phospholipid binding; clathrin binding. The record is from RefSeq and is a predicted model, not a curated record.
CCUCCUCUCUCUUGGCUAUAUUCUUAUUUUGUUCAAAGAGGAAGACAAUCACCAGAAACAGCUCAGGGAAUUCAGGAGCUCUUCUCUCUCUCUCUCUCUCUCUCUCUCUCUCUCUCUCUCUCUCCUCCUCCUCCUCCUCCUCCUCCUUCACCUCCCUCUGUCUUUACCAGAUCCAUUUCUCAUUCUUUUUCACAAUUUUUUGGGGGACCCAAUAAUCGCUUCAAUUGGAACAGGUCAAGGUUCCCUAACAGGCGAUAUUCGUUUGAUUGGAUCGUGGGUUUUGCUGCUGUUGUCGAUUGCUAUUGAUUCGGAAAUCGUGUUACGAUGAAGAAAGUCUUUGAUCAAACUGUUAGGGACUUAAAGAGAGAGGUGAACAAGAAGGUCCUGAAAGUUCCUGGAAUAGAACAGAAGGUUCUUGAUGCUACUAGUAAUGAGCCCUGGGGUCCUCAUGGAUCACUUCUUGCCGAAAUUGCACAGGCAACCCGAAACUAUCAUGAAUACCAAAUGAUAAUGGCUGUCAUUUGGAAGCGGUUAAGUGAUACUGGAAAGAACUGGAGGCAUGUUUACAAGGCUUUAAUUGUCUUGGAAUACAUGGUGGCAAAUGGGUCAGAACGUGUCAUCGAUGAUAUUAAGGAGCAUGCUUAUCAAAUAUCGACAUUGUCCAGUUUUCAAUACAUUGAUUCCAGUGGAAGGGACCAGGGAAGUAAUGUCAGAAAGAAGUCUCAAAGUCUUGUGGCUCUUGUCAAUGAUAAAGAAAGGAUAAUUGAGGUUAGACAGAAAGCAGCUGCUAACAGGGACAAGUUCCGUAAUACAGCAUCAACAGGUGGAAUGUAUAGGCCCGGUUCCCAUUCAAGUACAGGAGGAUAUGGUGACAAAUAUGACGAUGAUCGUUACGAAGGCCGCUACGGAGGCAGGGAUGAAGAUAGGAAUGGCUAUGGGAGGGAAAGAGAAUGGGGCAAUAGGGAUGAUGAUCGGUACAGUCGUGACGGAGAUCGUUAUGGUAGAGAAUAUGAUGAACGCAACGGGAGAGAAGGUUACAGGGAUGAUGAUUACCGAGGAAGAAGUCAAAGUGUUGAUGAUUACCCUCAUGGCUCUAGAAGUAGAAGCUCUGAUAGAGAGAGGGAGCGUUCAGUUGAUGAUGAUGGUCAAUAUUCCUCUCGUGGUAGUGGUGCUAAAGCUGAUGACCAAUCCCAGGAUGGAAGGCUAAGUAGGAAAUUUUCUGAACAAAACAUUGGGGCUCCUCCUAGUUAUGAGGAGGUUGUAAGUGAAUCUCGAAGCCCUGUUCACAGCGAAAGGGGUGGUGAAACUCCAACAGCUUCUGCUCCUAGGGCUUCAUCUCCACCUUCAAACAAUAAUCCAAGCCAAGCAACCAGUAUUCAUGUUACUUCUGCAUCUAAUCCAAGCCAAGCAACCAGUGUUCAUGUUGCUUCUGCAUCACCUGCAAAACAGGAAGUGGAGCCUUCAGAUGAAUUUGAUCCACGUGGUUCUGUUUCAGCUACCCCAGCUCCCCAAGCUGCCCCAGCUGCCCCAGCUGUCCAAGCAGCCCCGGUUAUCUCAAACAAUGUUGAGAUGGACUUACUAGGUUCCCUGUCAGACUCAUUCUCUUCAAAUGCAUUGGCCAUUGUACCGACUACACCUUCUACUGCUACAUUUGAAGUUGAUCCCCAUGCGAACUCUAGUUCUACAACCACAUUUACGGCAACUCCGCCAGCAUCUAAUGUUAUGAAUCAGUCAUUUGAAGAUCCAUUCGGUGACUCCCCCUUCAAAGCUCUCCCUUCCAGUGAGACGGUCCAACCUCAAACACACACUUCCACGUCCACAGACUCUUUCCCACCAACUGUGAACCAGAGUGCAGAUACAGCUUCCAACUUUCCCUUUGGGGAUUCAUUUUCUGCUGCAAAUUAUUCGUCAUCUGGUGUUUCCAGUGUUCAAACUCCAACAAACUCACAAUUUACGUCUCAAGAACAGUCUACUGAAAACAUGGAUAUUCUUGCUGAUAUUUUGCCACCUACUGGACCUUCACAGCAGUCCUUUUCAGGUCCAACAGGUCAACAUCCACAGCCAAGUGCUAAUAUGUAUGGGAAUUUUCAUGUGCAGCCAGGAUCUGUAGUCCCUCAUAAUCAAACUGGAUUUGCUGGACAAUACAGCAGUGGGGGUUUUCCGUCACAGGGAGGGCCUACAGCUCCCAUCACUUCACAUGGGGCUCCUCAAACUCCAACAGGGCCUACUGCACAGUUUAACAAUGGAAAUUUCAUUCCACAACAAGGUGGGUUUUCAGCUCCCAACAGCGGAAACUAUUUUUCACAACAGGGAGGUUACAUGGCUCCUCAUGCUCAUAAUGGACCGGCUGCACAACUUAAUGGUGGGAACUUCCAUCCACAAGGGAACUUCCAUCCUCAAGGUUCUGUCGGCCCAGUAGCUUCACAGGCCACUACUCAAAUUCCACCUGGACCAGGUUUGCAACAUAAUAGUGAUGUUCUGGGCAACCUUUUAUCACAAAAAGGACCAAACACCUCAAUGGGUUCCCAGCAACCGCUGUCAUCAUCAACAGGGGCACUUGCUAUAGUUGCUCAACCACCUAAAGACAGCAAGUUUGAACCGAAGUCAGCAGUUUGGGCUGAUACACUCAGCAGAGGCCUAGUUAAUUUAAAUAUAUCUGGAGCUAAAAUUAAUCCAUUGAAUGAUAUUGGAAUUGAUUUUGAUUCCAUUAAUCGGAAGGAAAAGAGGAUGGAGAAGCAGCCGGCAACUCCUGCAACAUCUACUAUUAACAUGGGUAAAGCCAUGGGAUCUGGUUCUGGAAUUGGCCGUGCAGGUGCAAGUGUUCUUAGGGCUCCACCAAACGCGAUGAUGGGUUCAGGUAUGGGCGGGGGGAUGGGUCCGGGCAUGGGAAUGGCUAUGGGUAUGGGUGGGGGUCCAGGUGGAGGUAUGGGCAUGGGUGGCUACGGUGGCACGAAUCAACCCAUGGGUAUGGGGAUGGGGAUGAACAUGGGAAUGGGAAUGAAUAUGGGCAUGGGGAUGCAAGCGCAAACCGGAUUACCUCCUGGUUCAAACAUGCCUCCCGGCUAUAACCCCAUGAUGGGCGCAGGUGGUUAUCCUCAGCAGCCAUAUGGCGGUGGCUACCGAUGAAAUUGAUGAAAGUAAGUCGAUACAUAUUUGAUUUGAAACAAAAGUCGUGUAAUUUUUAUGUGGGGAUGUGAUGUAUCUCUGUAACUCCGCAUUUCGUAUGGGUCACAAGAGAGUGUUCUCCUAUAUAGGUGCAUUGCCUGGCUGGUUUGAGCAGCUGUUGUCUUGUUUGUGUAGUGUUGGGGAUAACCCGUCUCAGGUUAUCGUUUCGGUCCUUUUUUUAUCGGAGAUAUAUAUUCUUUUUGCCAGAUUGUGUAAACAUUUAUCGCGAUGUUUGGCUACGAACACAAACGAAUAAGUUUUGAUUCAUUCUACAA